CUUGAAUGAAGAACCUUUAUUUUGAUAUCCGGUCCACACUCCAGCACAAUAGGGGGCAGUAAUGCACCUUACACUUAGUAUAAUGCGCCUGCCUGAAUCUGAAGAAGAAGGAGUUGUUGUAUUUCCCACCGUACACGAACGCAGCACCAGUUCGGUUUCCACGGCAACGCCAGACAACAGACAGAGAGCAAGAUGGUUCACAUCACAGAGGACCUGAUUCGCCGCCGGGCCGAACACAACGAGUGUGAGAUCUUCUCUCUGGAGGAAGUGACUCUCCACCAGCAGGACCUGGAGGGGAUCGAACACAUCGAGCGCUGGUGCAAAGAGCUGAAGAUCCUCUACCUGCAGAACAACCUCAUCCCCACGAUCGAGAAUGUGGGUCGCCUGAAGAAACUGGAGUACUUGAAUCUGGCCUUGAACAACAUAGAAGUCAUUGAAAACCUUGAAG
Messenger RNA from Notothenia coriiceps (black rockcod), 448 nucleotides. RefSeq names its product dynein axonemal assembly factor 11 (gene dnaaf11). The transcript has 3 exons. Gene Ontology annotation, biological process: outer dynein arm assembly. Gene Ontology annotation, cellular component: cytoplasm. The annotation marks the transcript as partial. NCBI's taxonomy places the organism in Eukaryota, Metazoa, Chordata, Actinopteri, Perciformes, Nototheniidae. Gene Ontology annotation, molecular function: protein binding. The record is from RefSeq and is a predicted model, not a curated record.